AUGGGUGAGGAAGUGCCUGGAAUGAACCGGGACAUAGCAGAGUUGAGGCAGACUUUCAGAAGUGGGAGGACUAAGGAAAUUAAUUGGAGGAAGGCCCAGCUCCGAGGUAUCCUCAAACUCAUUUCUGACAAUGAGGAUAAGAUCUAUUCCGUCCUUCAGCAAGAUCUGGGAAAGCAUCCUGUUGAAUCUUAUCGUGACGAAAUUGGUAUUGUGAAGAAAUCUGCAAAGUAUGCUUUAGAGAAUCUGGAAAAAUGGAUGGCACCCAAGAAGAGUCCCUUACCGUUACUCAUGGUCCCAUCAAAGGCAGAAGUGCUACCAGAGCCACUUGGACUUGUACUGAUAAUAUCAUCCUGGAACUUCCCUUUCUCACUUGCUUUGGACCCUGUCAUUGGAGCCAUAUCAGCCGGGAACACUGUGGUAUUAAAACCUUCAGAGCUAUCACCGGAAUGCUCUGCAUUCCUAGCUCAAACAGUCCCUCGUUACUUGGACCCCGAAGCAAUCAAAGUCAUAGAAGGUGGAACAGAUACAGCUCAGCAAUUAUUACAGCAGAGGUGGGACAAGAUAUUCUUUACUGGAAGUUCUCGAGUAGGAAGCAUAAUCAUGUCUGCAGCGGCAAAGUAUUUAACCCCUGUAACCCUUGAACUUGGAGGAAAAUGUCCAACCAUCUUUGACUCUCUCCCUGACUCAGAUUUAGAGGUGGCCAUCAAGAGAAUUGCUAGUGGCAAAUGGGGACCUUGUAGUGGACAAGCAUGCAUAGGAGUUGACUACAUCCUUGUGGAAAAACGCUUUGCUCCGAGAUUGGUUGAGCUGUUGAAGAAAUGCAUCGAGAAAUUUUAUGGGGAUAGUGUAGAUAAUUUAAAGAAUAUGUGUAGGAUUGUCAACAAGCACCACUUUAAUCGAGUGCUUAGUCUUCUGGAGGACCCGAGUGUCUCGGCUACUGUUGUUUAUGGUGGUACCUGCAAUGAACAAAACUUAAUGAUACAACCAACUAUACUGUUGGAUCCUCCACUUGAUUCUGACAUAAUGUCUGAAGAAAUAUUCGGUCCUCUGUUGCCUAUCAUCACUUUAGACAACAUAGAGGAAAGCAUUGAGUUUAUAAACUUGAGGCCAAAACCUCUGGCUCUUUAUGCAUUUACUAAAAAUGAAGCUUUCAAGAAAAGGCUUUCAGCAGAAACAUCAUCUGGAAGUAUAACGUUCAAUGACACUAUGAUCCAGUUUCUGUGCGACACGUUACCAUUUGGAGGCGUCGGUCCAAGUGGUAUGGGAAGAUAUCAUGGGAAAUAUUCUUUUGACACCUUCAGCCAUGAAAAAGCAGUCUUGCAAAGGAGCUUCCUUCUGGAAUUGGAGCCAAGACAUCCUCCAUGGAACAGUUUCAAGCUAGAUUUUAUCAGGAUGGCUUAUGACUUUGAUUACUUCGGUUUGUUGAUGUUGUUGUCAGGAUUGAGGAGUCUCUUCAGACUUGGGCGGCGAUCAAGCUAA
Molecule: messenger RNA, 1479 nt
Organism: Oldenlandia corymbosa var. corymbosa
Lineage: Eukaryota; Viridiplantae; Streptophyta; Magnoliopsida; Gentianales; Rubiaceae
Source: the annotation of a GenBank genome assembly